Salmo salar (Atlantic salmon) is the source of this 1503-nucleotide messenger RNA. RefSeq names its product OCIA domain-containing protein 1. The record is from RefSeq and is a predicted model, not a curated record. Lineage: Eukaryota; Metazoa; Chordata; Actinopteri; Salmoniformes; Salmonidae. Gene Ontology annotation, cellular component: endosome.
CUACUACUUCCGGGUCAGCUUCGCUCCAUGCAAUGACAUUGUAACCAAAUAUUUUCGAAAUCAAUACGGGGAGUGUGUCUGUGCACGUUUUUGCUAUACAUGCUAUGAAUUUGUACCCGCUAUUUACGAAAUCAAUACGGGGAGUGUGUCUGUGCACGUUGUUGCUAUACAUGCUAUGAAUUUGUACCCGCUAUUUACGAAAUCAAUACGGGGAGUGUGUCUGUGCACGUUGUUGCUAUACGUGCUCUGAAAGACAAAGUUGACCGACAUAGUUUUACAAUAUGACACCAAUGUCUACGGGAUUCAGUGAAGAGCGACAGGGCGAAGCACAGAGUCCUGUAGGAAUGGAUUACAUCCCCACAGAAGAUGAGAGGAGAGUCUUCAGGGAAUGCAACCAGGAGAGUUUCUGGUACAGAUCCGUGCCCUUCUCAGUGGUCAGCAUGCUUGUCACUCAAGGCCUCAUCCAUAGAGGAGCUCUGACAUCGUCAUCCAAGUUUGGAUCUCUCCCUAAAGUGGCCUUUGCGGGGCUGUGUGGCUACCUGGCAGGGAAGAUAUCGUACAUGAAGCAUUGUCAGGAGAAGUUCAAGAGGCUGGAGCACUCCCCUCUAGGAGAAGCACUGAGACAGAGGACCAGACCCAACACACAGUCGUCUCAGGGCCCCCAGUCAGAGAUGAGUGACCCCGACCAGGUGUCGUUUGACCCCAUGUUCCAGGCCUCUGACCCCCAGAGCCAGGUCCCACCCCACGCCAGAGACUAUGGAUACAGUGACGCCCCCACCGCAGCACAGACCAGCCGCACCGCUGCAGACAUCGACUACAACAUGCCAGCCCAGUCGUUCCUGGAUGACGAGGAGCCCAGGAGGAAGCCCAUCAUGUACGAGGACCUAAGGAACAAGAACCGAGAAACCUAUGAGGUCACGCUUACCCAGAAGGCUGAGACGCUGCUCAAACCAGAGUCUGACCGGCCAGGGAGAACCGCCCCCAAGAAGGACGCAGGGAAGAAGAAUGUCUACGGAGACAGCUUGGAGGAGUGAGUCUCUCCAUCUUAUCACUGACAGUGCUGAUUGGACUACAAUACCCACAAACCCCGGUGGUUGCUUUGCUGUUAUUUACGUCUCAAUUUAUGAAUGUAUGGGAUAAUCUCAAUUGCAUUUCCUUGAUGCCUUGUGUCCUCUCUCCUCGUCUUCUCAAAACCCAUUGGAUGAGAAGGUCAGAGGGGUAGGCAGGUAGCCUAGUGGUUAAGAGCAUUGGGCCAGUAACCGAAAGGUCGCUGGUUCAAAUCCCUGAACCGACUAGGUGAAAAAUCUGUCUGUGCCCUUGAGCAAGGCAUUUAACCCUAAUUUGCUCCUGUAAGUUGCUCUCGAUAAUUACUCAAAUAUAUUUUAAAAAUUAGGCCCCCCCCGCGAGGAUUCAAGGAAAUGUAAUUGAGAUUCUCCCAUUGUCUGUCUGAUUCUGUCUUUUGAAAAAAACAUGUCAAUAAACCCAAUUGGUUUUGAAAUUGAA